This is a messenger RNA of Canis lupus familiaris (dog), 3307 nucleotides long. RefSeq names its product acyl-coenzyme A synthetase ACSM2A, mitochondrial. Gene Ontology annotation, biological process: acyl-CoA metabolic process; fatty acid biosynthetic process. The coding region runs from base 229 to 2022 and encodes 597 amino acids. NCBI's taxonomy places the organism in Eukaryota, Metazoa, Chordata, Mammalia, Carnivora, Canidae. The record is from RefSeq and is a predicted model, not a curated record. Gene Ontology annotation, cellular component: mitochondrial matrix. The transcript is spliced from 14 exons. Gene Ontology annotation, molecular function: fatty-acyl-CoA synthase activity; fatty acid ligase activity.
UGUCAGGGCUAGGGAGGAGAGUAAAAAUCUCCAGGAAAAAGCAAUCUGCAACCCUAGGGACCUUGAAAGGGUCAAGUCUUAGUGAGGAUGCAGCACUGGGCAAAGGAAAAGUAUCUUUAGCAUAGCAAAGAGAAGGACUGGAGUGGCUGGGAGAAGGACAGUCAAAGGGGGUGAGAAUUGUAUAGUAGUCAGGGAAGGAAGCCUGCCUGAGGAGGUGAGGCCAGAAGAAUGAGCAAGAGACACCCAUGGAAAGAGAGAGGAACCAGAAGGUACAAAGGUGUGACCAUGUAUUGGCUGCGGAAACUCCAGGGGCUCUGUAUCCUAUGGAGGACCCAGAUCUCUAGUCGUACUGUCCGCCUCCAUACCAAGCAACUGGCAUCCCUGCAGUGGGGUCACCAGGAGGUCCCUCCCAAGUUUAACUUUGCUAGUGAUAUGAUCGAUCACUGGGCUAGCAUGGAGAAGGCGGGCAAGCGACCUCCAGGCCCAGCCCUAUGGUGGGUGAGUGGUGAUGGAAAUGAACUAGUGUGGAACUUCAGCCAACUGAGUGAACUCAGCCAGCAGGCAGCCAAUGUCCUUUCAGGGGCAUGUAGCCUGCAGCGUGGGGACCGUGUGAUGAUGGUGCUGCCCCGAGUGCCUGAGUGGUGGCUAGUGACCCUGGGCUGCAUGCGAGCAGGCCUCGUCUUCAUUCCCGGGACUAUCCAAAUGAGAACCAAGGACAUUCUCUAUAGACUGCAGGUGUCUAAAGCCAGGGCCAUCGUGGCUGGGGAUGAAGUGGCCCAGUUAGUGGACACCAUAGCCUCUGACUGCCCUUCUCUGAAAACGAAGCUUCUGGUGUCUGAGAAAAGCCGAGAUGGGUGGCUAGACUUUAGGACACUACUACGAGAAGCAUCUACCACUCAUUGCUGUGUAGAGACUGGAAGCCAAGAAGCAGCUGCCAUCUACUUCACCAGUGGGACUACUGGCCUUCCCAAGAUGGCAGAACAUUCCCACUCAAGCCUGGGCAUGAAGGCCAAAAUGGAUAUUGGUGUAUGGACAGACAUGCAGCCUUCUGACAUAAUAUGGGUCAUAUCAGACACAGCUUGGAUAUUGAAUAUCUUGGCUUCAUUUCUGGAACCUUGGGCAGUAGGAGCAUGCUCAUUUAUCCAUCUCUUGCCAAAGUUUGACCCAGUCAUCAUUCUAAAGGUGCUGUCCAGCUACCCAAUCAACAACUUUGUAGGAGCACCCAUCAUUUACCAGAUGUUGAUACAACAGGAUUUUCCUAGCUACAAGUUCCCACAUCUACAGAACUGCUACAGUGGAGGGGACGCUCUCCUUCCAGACAUUUUGGAGAACUGGAGGGCCCGGACAGGAUUGGACAUCCGAGAAUUGUAUGGCCAGACUGAAACGGGAAUAACUUGCAGAGUUUCCAAGAACAUGAAAAUCAAACCUGGUUACCUGGGAACUGCUAUUCCUCAUUACGAUGUGCAGGUCUUGGAUGACAAGGGCAAUGUCUUGCCCCCUGGCAUCGAGGGAGACAUUGGCAUCAGAGUAAAGCCUAUCAGGCCUAUAGGCAUCUUCUCUGGUUAUGUGGACAGUCCUGAGAAGACAGCAGCCAGCAUUCGAGGGGAUUUUUGGAUACUUGGAGAUCGGGCAAUCAAGGAUCAAGACGGCUAUUUCCGGUUCAUAGGCCGGUCAGAUGAUAUCAUUAACUCCAGUGGGUAUCGGAUUGGGCCCUCAGAGGUGGAGAAUGCACUGAUGGAGCAUCCUGCUGUAAUUGAGACAGCUGUAAUCAGCAGCCCAGACCCUGUCCGAAAAGAGGUGGUGAAGGCAUUUGUAGUUCUGGCCCCACAGUUUCUGUUCCACAACCUGGACCAGCUCACCAAGGAGCUACAGCAGCAUGUGAAGUCAGUAACAGCCCCAUACAAGUACCCAAGGAAGGUGGAGUUUGUUUCUGAGCUGCCCAAGACUAACACAGGGAAAAUCCAGCGGAAGAAGCUUCGAGACAAAGAGUGGAAGACAUCCAGGCAAGCUGAGGCCCAGUGAGACCUACAUGGGCAUCCCUUUGGGCCCUACACUUCUUACUUCCAUUUCCCUUUGGACUUUCUGUUUUCCUCUAGGGAUAGAAGAUUCCUUAUGACAAGACAACUUAUUUCUGUCUUUCCCUGGAAAGCACAAAAUCUUACUGUAUUAGAUGUUGAAAGAAGAAAGGGGAGGGGGAAUAAAAGAGAGGAAAAAAGAGAGGAAGAGAGAAAAAGGAAAGAAAAAUUAGAGAAAGAAUGAAACAGCAAAAGAAAGCAAUUAGGAAAGAAAAAGAGGGAAGGCAGGAAGAGGGGGAUGGUGGGAUAGAGGAAAGAGAAUUGGAGGAAGGCAGAGAAAGAGAAGAAGGAAGGGAGGGAAGAAGGGAGGAAAUAAAAAAGCUUGAUAAAAAUAGUAAGAGAGAGAAAAAAACCCCAAGAUUUUGACAAAUAACCUAGUGUCCUUUAUAUAAUGCUGAAAUAUAACUCAAGAUUGGCUAAAAAAAAUAGUAAGAGACUGAUAAAAAUGAUUUAUCUCACGGAGAAGUGAGGGCAACUAAUAAUUAUUCUCACAGGUAGAUGGACAGUGGCAGAGUCCAGCAGAAUCCUAGAUCUUAGGAAGAAAAUGAAAAGUCAACGCACUUCAUCUUACCCCUGGACAGACCUCCUUACAGACAGGCUUGCGCCUGUGGUUAGGACAUUGGAGGCCUCCUCAGGUCACCUCAAACCUCAGGACACACAUGACCAGAGGAGGGGAAUAUCCACUAUUGAGUAAUUUCCAUAUGCCAGACACUGUCCUAAGCAUUUUAUAAAUACUAUCAUGUUUUACCUCUGUGUGGCAUCUACAAACUUUGGCACAUAGGUGUGAGAACACUAUAGGAACCUCAAAAAAGUGUCCCUUCCCCAUGGCUCAUGUUUGUGGUAGUAUCUACUCUUCCUAGAAUCAAGUAAUUGUUGGGCCAGUGGGAUCAAGGGGGAUCAGGAGGCACCAACUAAAUGGCGGCAGACCCUCCAUCUUGUUACCCUCCCCUCAGAACUUUCCCACCACCGGCAGACCGCCCAAGGACACAUCAUCAGGUGGAGACAGGACCUAUGCAGGAAACCUGAACCACACCUUACCCAAACCCCAUAUAAGGGCAUAAGCAGUUAUCACCCCAUACAGACACAACUCCCUACCCCUCUCCCCUUAAAAGCUCACAUGUACUCCCUUUGGGCGCGCCUUCCCUGGCCCAUGACUCCCCACUCUCUCCCUCUCCUGUGGGCCAUGGAACCUUGCCUGAGAGCACGUCUCAUUAAAAGCUUGCCUCAACCAA